GAAAUCAUCUAAUUGUUAGAUGCAACAAUGUUUGUUUAAACAUUAUCUCAAGGAAAUACAGUAAUUGUUCGAGUUUCUCGAAUUAGUAUGUUUUUAAUUAAGGUGGGGACAUUUUUGGGUAACUCCAGCUCAGAUCAGAUACUCGACUAACUGUAGCUUUCUAGGUACCAUAAAUGAAACCUUCAACGUUCCUUCAAUGGUAUUUUGAAGUAGAAACAACGCAAACAACAAUUUCGACUAUAUAUCGUGUUAUGAUAAGUAUUUUUAAAAAAUUUACAAGGCGAAGUAUGACGUUAUUCGAUUGGGAUAGUAUUUAAGUAGAUAACAUUAGGACUCUAAUUAGUCCGAGCAACUUUCACCUGUAAUAGUGUGAUGUUUUGUCACAUUCCGUUAUUAUUUAAUGGUAACUAAUUGGUAAAAACGUUAAUAAGUUCUGGUGACUGGCUGGGUUUGUACUGGACAAUGAAGGCGAUUUUUGAAAUAGUUAUCCUCGCUCUAUUCUUCGCCCAUCCUGUCUAUCCGCAGGGGGAUGAAGUCGAUUAUUACGAAAAUCUCAUCAUUCAAAACACUGUACAAACAAGUACAUAUCAAAGACCAGAAUUUUGUUCCGAGUUCAACGUCAGAAAUACCGAUGAAGCACCCGUUGCCAUCGGGAGUUACGAUUUCGUGGUUGUUGGUGGAGGAUUGGCGGGCAGUGUGAUCGCUGGUAGACUGACAGAGAGACCGGAUGUGUCCGUCCUGGUUCUAGAAGCCGGCAAAAGAGAAAACGAUUACGUCGAUAUCCCUGCUAUGGACGGGUUUCUCAAGAAUUCCGAGUACAAUUGGGGAUUCAGGACGGUUCCCCAGAAAGUUGCUUGCAGAGAUCAACCAGGAUUCCGCUGUGACUACCCACGAGGUAAAAUCUAUGGUGGUUCCACUGGCAUAAACGGUCUGGCAAAUAUCCGUGGAAACUGGCGAGACUACGACAAAUGGGCCGCAAUGGGCAACAAGGGAUGGUCCUUCGACGACGUUCUCCCCUACUUCAAAAAAUACGAAAACGCGUCCUCUCUUGUUGGUAUCGACGCGGAAUACCACGGAUUUUCAGGACCAGUCACCCUCGAAAACUACAAAACCCCAUCCAAUAUCACUAAAACCUUCAUGGAAGCGAUGGGUUUAUUCGGCUACCCGAUCACAGACUACAAUGCCAAAAAUCUUUUUGGUAUUAAUUACAAUCAAUUCACUCAGAGAAACGGCAGAAGAUUGACGAGCGCAGCGGCGUACCUGUUCCCCAACGAAGACAGGAAGAACCUGAAGGUAAAAACGGAAUGUUACGUCACGCAUAUUUUGAUGGACCAACGCGGAAAAAGAACGAACGGGGUCGAGUUCAUACACAACAACAGAAAAUACAUCGUCACAGCAACCAAAGAGGUAAUCAUGGCCGCCGGUUCCAUCCAAACUCCACAGAUCAUGAUGCUUUCGGGCCUUGGGCCGAAAGAACAACUGGACAAAUUCAGUAUUCCCGUUCUAAAGAAUCUGCCCGUUGGAAAGAACAUGUUGGACCAGUUUUACGUUCAAAGGGCCAUGAACGUCACCACGAACUAUACAGAGGAGAAGAGAACCAUAAGAAGCGACGUGGUCCAAUAUCUGCAAGGUUUUGGUAGACUGACCAUCAACGUUGGAAACAUUGAAGCGAUCGGAUUCAUUGAACACAAGAGAUAUCCUGUAACUGAAAUCAAUGUGAUUCCAACGUCAGCGGUCUAUGCCGUGGAAAACAAGGAAGUGAGGAUCACAGGGGGUAAAUACGCUGUUGCUCAAGCUGGAGGAAUUCUUCUUCAUGCAAAAUCAGUUGGACAGGUGACCCUGCAAUCAGCAGAUCCUUUGGACUUCCCCCUGAUCGAUCCCAAUUAUCUCACUGAAGAAGACGACAUGAAUGCUCUUGUAGAAACGCUAGAUUUUCUGGUGGAUGUCUACGAAUCCGGUCCAUUACAAAAAUAUAACACCACAGUCGUUCCAGAGAGUACCUAUUGUAAAGAUUACGAGUUUAGAAGUUUUGAUUAUUGGAAAUGCGUUAUCCAACACUACGGUACGACCAUUUAUCAUCCCGUGGCCACGUGCAAAAUGGGUCAAAGUCACGAAACGUCAGUCGUAAACGAUAAACUGCUAGUUCACGGUACGGAAAACUUGAGGAUAGUGGACGCCAGCGUCAUACCGUCUUCAAUUUCUGGUCAUUUGAUGCCUGCAGUUUAUAUGGUAGCCGAAAAAGCUGCCGACAUUAUAAAGCAUCGCUAUAGGAAAACUAAAUCUUUUGACUGCACAACCCAUUAGUCUGAUUGUUUAAGUUAAUUGUUAGUUAGUAUUAGUAGAUUAUGUUUAUUUUUUCAUAAUUAUUUAACGCACUCUUGUAGGGGUAAUAAAUUAUAAUUUUUAUUAA
Messenger RNA from Agrilus planipennis (emerald ash borer), 2410 nucleotides. Its product is annotated as glucose dehydrogenase [FAD, quinone]. Gene Ontology annotation, molecular function: oxidoreductase activity, acting on CH-OH group of donors; flavin adenine dinucleotide binding. The record is from RefSeq and is a predicted model, not a curated record. Bases 463 to 2304 code for a protein of 613 amino acids. The transcript has 5 exons. NCBI's taxonomy places the organism in Eukaryota, Metazoa, Arthropoda, Insecta, Coleoptera, Buprestidae.